Messenger RNA from Cherax quadricarinatus, 2264 nucleotides. It is a transcript of the gene Gdh, whose product is annotated as glutamate dehydrogenase, mitochondrial. Gene Ontology annotation, biological process: L-glutamate catabolic process. NCBI's taxonomy places the organism in Eukaryota, Metazoa, Arthropoda, Malacostraca, Decapoda, Parastacidae. Gene Ontology annotation, molecular function: L-glutamate dehydrogenase (NAD+) activity. The record is from RefSeq and is a predicted model, not a curated record. Gene Ontology annotation, cellular component: mitochondrion.
CCGGUGAAGUUGGCUUAGUAAUUUCGUAGAAGCGGCAGGUUUGGCAACCCUGGGCCAGCUGGCCUGUGAGAAAGAAGCAUCUUAGUGUCAGUCUGCGUGUGGCCAUAAGAAGGGUGUAUUGUGCUGCUCCUGGUAUAUAUCACACAUAAUGUUGCGAGGAGCAGGAAGAGCAGUUGUGAGGGUAGUGGUUCAGGCUGGGGGAGCCCAAGGAGGCCUCCUUAGAGCCUCUGUCCCUACUGCCACUACAGUCUCUAGACGCUGGCAGGGUGACUAUGAACGUCACCAGAUUCCUGAGCGCCUUCAGUACAUCCCUGAUGCUGAAGAACCAGCCUUCUUUGAGAUGGUUGAAUAUUUCUUUCACCGUGGCUGCCAGGUAGUUGAGGACCAACUGGUUGAAGAGAUGAAGGACCGUAUUACUCUGGAGGAGAAAAGAAACAAGACAAAAGGCAUCCUAAAGAUUAUGGAACCAUGCCACCAUGUCCUGGAGGUCGCUUUCCCGGUCAAACGAGAUGAUGGAACCUAUGAAAUGAUCAGCGGUUACCGUGCUCAGCACUCCCUACAUCGUACCCCCACCAAGGGUGGUAUCCGUUACUCUUUGGAUGUAUGUGCUGAUGAGGUCAAAGCCCUAUCUGCCUUGAUGACAUUCAAAUGCUCCUGUGUGGAUGUACCCUUUGGAGGAGCUAAGGCUGGCCUUAAGAUUGACCCUCGUGAAUAUUCUAUAAAUGAACUGGAGAAGAUCACUCGUCGCUUCACCCUAGAAUUGGCCAAAAAGGGCUUCAUUGGCCCAGGUGUAGAUGUGCCAGCACCUGAUAUGGGCACUGGUGAGCGGGAGAUGUCUUGGAUUGCUGAUACUUACGCCAGGACUGUUGGGCAUGAUGACAUUAACGCUCAUGCAUGUGUCACUGGAAAACCUAUCAACCAAGGUGGAAUUCACGGUCGUACAUCUGCUACUGGACGUGGCGUCUUCCAUGGUAUUGAAAACUUCAUUAAUGAGGCCUCAUACAUGUCUAUGAUUGGCAUUACUCCUGGAUGGGGAGGAAAAACUUUUAUUGUGCAGGGCUUUGGCAAUGUUGGUCUACAUUCGAUGAGAUACCUGCAUCGUGCUGGGGCUACUUGCAUUGGUGUUAAAGAAGUUGAUGGUGAGAUCUACAAUGCAAAUGGUAUUGACCCUAAGGAGCUUGAAAACUGGAAGAUUGAAAAUGGAACUGUUAUGGGCUUUCCUGGGGCACAGAAAUAUGAGGGUGAGAAUCUCCUUUAUGAGAAAUGUGAUAUCCUGAUCCCUGCUGCCAUAGAGAAGGUCAUUCACAAAGGAAAUGCUCACAAAAUUCAGGCAAAGAUUAUUGCUGAGGCAGCAAAUGGUCCAACAACACCUGCUGCUGAUAAAAUUCUUCAAGACAUGAACGUUCUCAUCAUACCUGACUUGUAUAUUAAUGCUGGAGGUGUAACAGUUUCAUAUUUUGAGUGGUUAAAGAAUCUCAACCAUGUGUCUUAUGGUCGCCUAACUUUCAAAUAUGAGAGAGAAUCCAACUAUCAUUUGUUGGAAUCUGUUCAGGAGUCUCUAGAGCGGCGAUUUGGUCGUGUUGGUGGCAAGAUUCCCAUCGUACCAUCCGAGUCUUUCCAGGAACGCAUUUCUGGUGCCUCAGAAAAGGACAUUGUCCAUUCUGGUCUGGAUUAUACCAUGGAGCGUUCUGCCAGGGCCAUCAUGAGAACAGCAAUUAAGUACAAUCUUGGCAUUGAUCUCCGUACAGCUGCAUACGUUAAUGCCAUUGAGAAGAUCUUCAACACCUAUAAGGAAGCUGGACUUACUUUCACCUAAAUAUAGUCCUGAAAUCAUGAAGACUGUGUGAUCAUACAAGAAAUAAAAAUGUUUGUUAAUCAGAAUGUGGAAUAAAAUGGAGUUCUAAUUUAGAGAGCAUCCAGUGGACCAAAGUGACUGUUUUUACAUGGUGCCGAUGAAUUUUUCUCAGCAUUAACUAUGCUGCUUGCUUUGUUGAGAAUAAUGAUAUGUGUUUACUUGUAAAUAUACAUCUGCACACUUUCUAUAUUUAACAUCAAUAUAAUGGCUUUCUUUAUGUAUGGAUAUUGAAACAAUGCAGAAAUUUUUUUAUAUAAGGACUAUACAGCUUUCUUAUCCAUACAUGUUAUUAGUAUGUAUAGUUAUAAAUGCAUUUCAAUGUUAACAGACUUCUACUCUUCAUGUUUUGUAAGGCAGGUGGCCUUACAAUGGUUUUAUUUUACUAUUAAAAACCCUGUACUUGGGAAAA